Molecule: messenger RNA, 3424 nt
Organism: Hydra vulgaris (swiftwater hydra)
Lineage: Eukaryota; Metazoa; Cnidaria; Hydrozoa; Anthoathecata; Hydridae
Source: RefSeq, a predicted model, not a curated record
AUAGUCAAUAGAAGUUAUACCUGGUCGGGAAAUAAAGUAUUUCGACAAAACGGUCUUAUUGUUUAAAAAUAUAGUAAUCACGUGAUCAAAGUAAGUGCAAAAAAAAAUUUACCGAUUGAAGAAAGUCCUCAGUUUUAUUCACUUCUCUUAAUUCUAAAAGCUUGCCAUUCAAUUAAUUUUAAUAUUAAUUUUGUUCAAGCUGUUUAAAUAAUUAAGUUAAAAUUAUUUUAUAACUUUUUUGAGUUAAAAAUGCCUGGAGCAAAUUGUGCUUUUUCUGAAUGUGGAAUUACAAGAAACUCUAAACACCAAGGUAUUGGAAUAUUUCAACUUCCAAAUCGGCCAGAUGAUUUUCAUCAACAAUGGAGAAAAAAUAUACUAAACAUUUUGUCAAAAUGUAGACAUUUUGACAAGCAUCUCAAAGAGCGCAUUGCAAAUGGAAAUAUCUUUCUUUGUGAACUUCAUUUUGAGCCAACAGAUAUUGAGUUUACAAAAACUGGUCGAAAAAUGUUAAAGCUUGGGGCAAUACCAUUGCUCAACAUUCCUAAGAAAUCUCAUGAAACUGUUAAAGCUCCUGAAAGAAGGCAUAAAUCUAUUGUUAAAGAUAUUUUGACUACAGAAGAAAAACAUACAGACAAAUACAAAAACUUUAGUGAACUUACUAACAUAGUAAAGAAGCUUAAACUCAAUUGGUUUAUAUCAUAUGAUAAAAACUUUAUUUCAUUUAAAUCUUUUCAAACUUUUACGUUAGUACCACAUUUAGAAGUUGUUGUUGGAUGUAGUCUAGAAUUUUUUGUUAUUGUUUAUGGAUGGACAUUGCCUGAUGACCAUCACUUGUAUAAAGAAUUUUUACGAUCAGUUCGUCAUGUUAAAAUAUCAAAAUUGUUAAAUAAAGUUCAAUCUUUACAGAUGUGUACUGGCAUAACAUAUGACUUGGUAGAUUGCGAUAAAGAUGGAAAUCUAAUAAAUCAUUCUAUUCCUCAUAAAUUUGACCUUAACAAUGAGAAAAAAGUACCAUUUAAAGCUAGUCAAUAUAAACGUCACAAAGAUUGUUUUGUUAUUGGCUCUGAUUGUGAAAAGUGUGUAAAAUGUUUAAAUUUUGAAAUUAAUUUUAUUAAAUGUAAAGUUAGUACUUCAAAAAAAAUUGAUCAACCAGCUCAUUUGAAUGCCCCAUUAUCUGUCACACAUCCAAAUCGUGUAAAGUUAGCACUCGUUGAAAAGCGUUCUAAAAAUAAAAAACUUUUGCAGAAUAUUGAAAGAAUGCAAAAGGAAAUACAGGCUAAAGGUAUUCAAGUCAGCACUUGUUUAAGUUCUGAUCUUGAUAUUAUAAUUAGUAAAAACCAAAAAAACAUGACACCAUUUAUGAAACUUUUUUGGGAAGAACAGAAUCGUUUAUUAACUAGCAAAGUUCCUAGAUAUCAUCCAAUGAUAAUUCGAUUUUGUCUUUCUCUUGCAUCUAAAUCAGCCUCAGCAUAUGAUGAACUUAGAGAUGCUAAAAUUUUAACACUUCCAAGUAGGCGGACACUACGCGGUUAUAAGAAUGCUAUUCGACCAUCUGUAGGAUUUAACCCAGCAGUGAUUGCUGAAUUAAAAGAAAAUACAAAAGACCUCUCUGAUAUUCAGCGAAAUGUUGUACUUUCUUUUGAUGAAAUACGCAUUCAAGACAAUUUAGUAUUUGACAAGUCAUCAGGUGAGCUCGUUGGAUACGUUGAUCUUGGAGACCCUGAAAUAAACUUUUCGACUUUUACUGAUGUAAAUGAUUUAGCCAGUCACUGUCUAGUAUAUUAUAUACAUGGAAUUGCAUGCGAUCUCAAAUUUUGUCUUGCAUAUUUUGCUACUAAUGGUGUAACAGCUAUGCAAAUAAUGCCAACAUUUUGGAAAGCUGUCUCUAUAUUAGAACUUUGUUGUAACUUGAAAGUAAUUGUUGCAGUUUCAGAUGGUGCCUCACCAAAUCGAUCAUUUUAUAAAAUGCAUAGUGGAUUAGACAAUCUAGAUGACUCAGAUGUUGUGUAUCGCACUAUUAAUUUAUAUGCACCUGAUAGUUUUAUAUAUUUUUUUGCAGAUGUUCCACAUCUAAUGAAAACAUUUAGAAACUGCAUGUAUCACUCUGGUGAGGGUAAAUGUACCCGUAAUCUUUGGAACCGUGAUCAGAGUAUUUUUUGGUCCCAUAUCGUUAAAAUAGUACAAGAUGAACUAAAUAACAGUCUUAAGGUUUUACCAAAACUUAGUUAUGAACAUGUUCAUUUAACUGCAUAUUCUGUAAUGAAUGUGCGAUAUGCCACUCAAGUUUUAAGUGCAAGUGUUGCAAAUAUUCUUUAUCGAUACUAUCCUCCUGAAACACAUGUUACAGCUGAACUUUGUUCACUUAUGGAUAGAUUCUUUGACUGUUUAAAUGUAAGAAACCAAAGUGAAAGUUUAUUUAAAAAGAAAUCAGACUUAGAACCUUAUCGUGAUUUGAAUGACUCUCGAUUUGAUUGGUUAUUGAAUGAUUUUUUAAACUAUUUUUCAAGUUGGAAAGAAUCUAUCAAAAAUCGUAAAGGAAAUUUUACACGCAAUGCUCGUGAUCGCAUUUUUAUUUCCUGGCAAACGUAUGAGGGUUUACUUAUAACGGUACACUCUUUUGUGAAAUCAACACGUUUUCUGUUAAGUGAAGGAAUGCCAUUUAUAUUGUCAGAGCGCUUCAAUCAAGAUGUAUUAGAAGAGUAUUUUAGAAGACAUCGUAGUCUUGGAAGAUGAAAUGAUAAUCCAACUUUAAUUCAGUUUGGCUAUCAAUCCAACACCUUGCGUAUGCAACGUUCUAUUGCACCAGUUACAGGAAAUACAUAAGGAAGUUUUAAGCAAAAACGUAGAGUUUCUUGGAAAUUUGUUGAUAAUGCUCCUUUAAAAAAACGAUCUACAAAGAAGUAAUUUACAAUCUUUUGUGUUUUUACUCGCUCAUAGGAUAGAGGUAUGUAUAUUUAUGUUCUGUUUGUACCUCUGGCAUGGUGUUAGCUCAAAUGUAAGUUGUUUUAUGUAUAUUUGUGUUCUGUGUAGAUCUCUGACGCGGUGUUGAUUCACUCGUAAGUCAAUUUUUUUAUGUUUGUGUUCUGUGUAGACCUCUGGUGCGGUGUUGAUUCACUCGUAAGUCGAUUUUUUUUAUGUUUGUGUUCUGUGUAGACCUCUGGCACGGUGUUGGCUCACCUGUAAGUCGCUUUAUAUUUGCUAUGUUAUUGUUGUGUUAUCAUUGUUAUGUUAUUGUUGUGUCUGUUUUUGUUUUGUUUGAACCUCUGAUGCAGUGUUGCUUUACUCAUAAGUUGUUUUAUGUUUGUUUGUGUUCUGUUUUAAGCUCUGGCACCGUGUUGGCUCAUCCGUAAGUUGUUAUAUGUAUAUUUCCUGUGUUAUUGUUGUGUGUAAUCAUUGUUAUGUUAUUGUUGUGGUGUUUUGUGUU